Colletotrichum truncatum is the source of this 540-nucleotide messenger RNA. The record is from RefSeq and is a predicted model, not a curated record. NCBI's taxonomy places the organism in Eukaryota, Fungi, Ascomycota, Sordariomycetes, Glomerellales, Glomerellaceae.
AUGUUAGAGGUCGCAAUAGAAAAGCUUUCCGCGGCGGUUCCUCAACUAAAGGGCGUAGAGCCAACAGUCAAAAUGCAAAUUCCGACGACGAGCGGCCUAACCGUUGUGUCUUAUUUAUCGGAUAGAUUACGAUUCAUUCGUACAGAUAUUCACAACUCCAUACCUCCACCGGCCCAGCAGACAUCCACCCCAGCAAGAUACGAUACGGUUGUUCAAACGUUUGGCCUUUGCAGCGUACAAGACCCGGAGCGGGUGGUUCAAAACCUGGCCAGCUUGGUAAAGCCAGACACUGGAAGGAUCAUCCUCGUGGAGCACGGCAGAGGAUGGUGGGGUAUUGUCAAUGGUUUACUGGACAAGUCAGCCGCAUCCCACUUCCAGAAAUAUGGUUGUUGGUGGAAUCGAGAUAUUGCCGAAAUUGUCGAAAACACUGCCAAAUCGACGCCAGGUCUUGAAAUUGUCAAGAUAGAGCGCCCAUACCUGACCCAACUAGGAACCACCUUGUGGAUUGAACUGAGGGUAAGGAAGUCAGGGGAAUUCUAA